This is a messenger RNA of Leguminivora glycinivorella, 6665 nucleotides long. It is a transcript of the gene ab, whose product is annotated as protein abrupt. The record is from RefSeq and is a predicted model, not a curated record. Lineage: Eukaryota; Metazoa; Arthropoda; Insecta; Lepidoptera; Tortricidae. Gene Ontology annotation, biological process: regulation of transcription by RNA polymerase II. The transcript is spliced from 14 exons. Bases 553 to 2517 code for a protein of 654 amino acids. Gene Ontology annotation, molecular function: protein binding. Gene Ontology annotation, cellular component: nucleus.
UUAUUAGAACGCAUCACUUUAUUUUGGAAAUUCGGUUAGAUGUGAGAGUGGUGCAGGGGUGCGUGGAAAUGCAUUUUCCGGGUGCAAGGCGCAGGGGCGGCGCGCGGGCGCGGGGCGCGCGGCCGGGGAGAGGGUGCAUGCGAUGAUGGACAUCGUAUUGAUUUCUAUCUGCCCGCGCCUCCCCUAUUGUACUGCACGUAUCGAUCGCUGCACCGGACUUGAUUCACGACCGUCCCCGCGGUCCCCACAACAGUGUUAAUCGCCUUACGUCACGGAUGCAGUUGCCCAUCAAACAAAACCAAACAGGAUCGCUAUUUAAGAAAACUCAAGCUUUAAAAUCGAAUUUGGAAAUUGCGAUACACACGGAGUACCUACAGAAGCGUUCGGAGAAACCUCAUAGAGCCGAAGUGGUGAAAUUGUUUGAUUGAGAGGGAUACGGAAGGUGUGAAAGUGGCGGCGUUGCUGGCGCGCGCGGAAUGCGCGGGAGUGGAGUUUAGCGCGCGAGCCCGCGCCGACGCCGCCGCCGCCGUGCCGCCCUCCGAGCUGCCGGCCAUGGCCAGCGACACUGUGUUCUCGCCAGGCGGGUCCGCAGCCGGCGCGGGCGCGUGCGCGGGAGCGGGCGCGGGCGCGGGCGCGGGCGGCGAGCAGCAGUACUCGCUGCGCUGGAACGACUUCCACUCGUCCAUCGUAUCGUCGUUCCGCCGCCUGCGCGACGAGGAGGACUUCGUCGACGUCACGCUCGCCUGUGCCGGCGCCACAUUCACUGCACAUAAGGUCGUAUUAUCAGCGUGCAGUCCAUACUUCAGGAAACUGUUGAAGGCGAACCCGUGCCAACACCCCAUCGUCAUCCUCAGGGACGUCCACGACAAGGACAUGGAGAGCUUACUCAGGUUUAUGUACCAAGGCGAGGUGCACAUAGGGCAGGAGCAGCUGAAGGAGUUCCUGCGCGCGGCGCAGCUGCUGCAGGUGCGCGGCCUCACCGACGUCCCGCCGACUGCACCAGUGCCCACACUUGACCAGAAAGCCUCACCACAAUCAGCGUCGUCAUGGACGGAGACGGGGUCGGGUGGGUCUCGGGAGGGGCGGGAGCGCGAGGUGCGCGAGGGCCGGCGCGCGCGCAGGCCGGAGGAGGGCGCGGCCGGCACGCCGCCGCCCAAGCGCGCGCGCUCCUCCGACCUCUACCAGGCGCAGAUGAAGACUAGGUGUAGGACGGAGCAGCUGCUGGCGCAGGGCAGCCCGGAGCGCAACGGGCACGAGCUGCUGUUCGGCCAGGGCCUGGACCAGAGCGCGCACCUCUCCGCCAUGUCCAACAACUUGUCUGGAGACGGCGAAGAUUCAUCGUCAGACGCCGGAGCCAGCGAUACGGAGGGCGAGCCCCGCGCCAAGCAGGAGCCCCUGGACUACGACGAUCCCGCGCACGUGGCCAACACCAACGGAGCAUUGCCUCACAGCUUCCCGGGCCUGCUGAACCUGCAAGGAUUCCCUGGACUUCCCGGACCAUCAGGGAUACCAGAUAACUUCGGCGGUUCGCGGCGGACGCAAGACCUGCUGCGCGUGCGCGCGACGGACCCGCGGCCGUGCCCCAAGUGCGGCAAGAUCUACCGCUCCGCACACACGCUGCGCACGCACCUCGAGGACAAGCACACCGUCUGCCCCGGAUACCGCUGCGUGCUGUGCGGCACGGUGGCCAAGUCGCGCAACUCGCUGCACUCGCACAUGUCGCGCCAGCACCGCGGCAUCUCCACCAAGGACCUGCCCGUGCUGCAGAUGCCCACCAGGUUCGACCCCGAACUUGCCAGCCAACUCCUUGCGAAAGCUGGCGUGAAAGUGUCCCCUGAGCAGCUGCGCGCGCGCGCGUCGCCGACGGGCCCGCGCCGCUGCGACAUCAAGCUGGACGCCAAGUCCGCCGCCUCCGAGACCAGCUCGCUGUGCGGCGACAACGACCACGACGACCUCAGCCAGUCGCGCUACGGCGACCUGCCCGUCUCACCACCAAAUAUAAACAGCCUAGCCAACACGACGAUUACGAAGGUGCCCGCGGUGCGAGCGCUAGCGGCGCGCGCGGCGGAGAGCGCGCACGCGCCGGCGCCGCGCCGGGACGACUACCCCUACACGGCGGGCUCCACGCUCAUCGACACCUAUCUACAGUAUAUCGGAAUGCCAAAUAUAAAUCACCUCGCGAACCUGAACGCGAUGCACAUGGACCGCAAGACGUACGACGAGCCGUCGCCGCAGAUGGGCUCGCUGCCGCCGCCGCCCGCCACGCUGGCGCACCAGAGCUUCCUCAAGCAGAUGCAGCGCAAGUACACGGAGCUGGGCAAGCCGGACAUCACGCGCGACGCCGACGAGCCGCUCGACCUCGGCAAGGAGCGCGCGCGCGCCACCCACGCCGACGCCGACGCCGACGCCGACGACAAGGAGUACUACGGCAAGGAGUUCGCCGAGGACGAGCGCCGCGACGAGGACGAGGCGCCCGACGAGGCCGGCUACGAGGACGACGAGAGGAAGACGUCAUGAAAGACGUUUUGUUGAUCACAAACGGUGCUUGAGUGUUAUGUUUUAGCUGAUUCGUUUCGCAACGUAAUAUCGGUUUGAUUGUUGACCCGUGGAAUGUCGUUGGUGCCAUUUCAAUGUAAAUUUUAAUUAGGUUAAAAGCGGCGAGCGUUAGGUUGUGUGAGAUCACUGUAGGUCCCCGCCCGCGUAGUCCGUCGGCGCCACUUGAUCGCGAGAUUGUUUUAGUAGUUACUAGUAUCCUGGUCGACGGCCAUCUUUUGUAAAGACACCCCUUUUCUACCCCCGAAUGUAAUCUAUUCCGCAGAAGCUCUGGAAGCCAGGCGUGCUAAAUGUUAGACUCCUGGAUUAAAUGAGUGGCCUUGUUGUAUAUUGUAAAAUAUAAAUGGCGACCCCUGGGGCAGCUGGCGGGCCGUCGACCGGACUAUAGUAUUAGGUAGUGUUUUUGUACGUGCAUGUAACGGACCUUGUCACUCGUAGGGCCUUACAUCAUAUUCCAUCCAACUACCUCAGCAUCGGGCCAAUCCGGCGUGUAAAAAUUAAAGAGAAAAUAUAUCCACACAAAUUGUGAAAUUCCAUCCAUCUACCUCACUUCAAUAGAUUUAAUUUAAUAUUUUAUACAAUUUAUAGAUAUAAAUAACUGUUGUUUUAUGUAUUUUGCAGAUUGCAUUUAUAUAUACUACGUAGAGCAUAUAGUAGUUAAAUAUACGCAAGUCAUUAGGUGAUUGUUAGUGCUGCCCAUAGAUACUCGACAUUCUCAUUGCGUUGUGUAGUGCGCACUCUCUAGAGAACGUUAGACUGCCGGCGUGCGCCGUUCGGCGCGGGCGCGGGCGCGGCGCGGCUGCGAGUGUCGCUGUCGCACCGCUCGCCGCACGCCGCACGCCGCACGGCGCACGCCACUCACCGUAGCGUAGCCACCUAGCCUCCGACAUCGAGUGAGCUCGCGACUAACCUAUAUCUACGAUAUCUUGUAUACGAACAGAACGACAGAGCUUAAAACAUACUAUUACUAUUAAAGUGUGCGUCACUGCUGAAAUCUUCAACUGCCUUGAGACUGAACACUUUAUCCAGGGAUACCUUGUUGUUGUCGCAUCAAGUUUUGCGAAUUUAUUGAAAAUGAAAAGUUCAAAUUUGAAACUUAACAAAUCGUAAUAAGACAUAAUAAUGCAUUGUAUAUAAAUUUGAGUGAUAUGUAAAGUACAUAAUAAAUAAACAGAUAGUAACAAAAAGCAAUAAAUAAAGUAUACCUUGAUGUUGCCUUCGGAGUGUUGUAUAUAGGAGGCGGAAGAGGCGCGCCGCCGACUUGCCGCGCGCGUCGCCGGUCGGUCGCCGGCCGGUCGCCGGUCAGUCGCCGGUCAGUCGCCGGCCAGUCGCACGGCCGUGCAGACGCAGAAGGUUUAUUUUGUAGUAAUGAUGUGGGCUCGUUACUUAUAACAAUUACUGUGAUUACAAUCUCAUAAUAGCCUUCAAUACUUAUACAUAUUUUUUAGAGUACAAUGUUAUAGUUAUUUAGUAUAUUAAUAAGUAUAUUUGUAAGCGAGUCACAAAAUUAUAUUUACUUCCCUAAACCUUAGAAUUCACGUUGUUUAAGUAUUUAGAGCAAUAGGUGGAGCAUUUAACCUUUUAUAUGAAAAAUAUUAAGCGUUUAGGGAUUUUUUUUAAAUCGAAUGAACGUCAUUACAAAAAGACUGCGCAAAUAUGCCACUCCUGCCAGGGUCAUUAAUUGUUGUCACGCCACAGUGCUCAGCUCGGGAAUGUAACAUUGGGCCAAAUCAUUAUAUUUAGACUGUUUAUUUUGCAUUUAAACUGUGAGAAAAUAUGACCGGAAGAUUAUUAGCUCACUUUCAACACGGACCAAUGUUACUCUGAACCCUGCCAGUACCUGAUGGAAGUUGGAAUGCACUGGAGAUGGAGUGCAACAACGACUGACUUGUGUCGUGUUGGGAGUUGUAAUGACGUUAGAGGUCUGAGUUAUUGUUUAAGUGUGAGUGAGACGCAUCACUUCGGUUUGUAUACGUUGUUGACCGUUGACAGUGUUGCCAUAGUUGUAUAACCUCGACUGUAUAUAAUAUAAGUUUUGUUUAGUCUUGUACUUAAUAUUUGCAAUUAUUAUGUUUUUAUUUAGAUUUCUUUAUGAUAAAAACAAAUGUAUACUGUUUUCACACGACACAAAUACGUUAUAUUAGCCGAUAGCCAGUUACCAGAAUGUGAUUAUGAAUAGAUAUUAUAUAUUUUUUCAAUACACCCGAUUGCCACAGAUAAAAUAUGACAAAGCAAUACAACAGUUACCAUGGCGACACUAACCCAAAAUCAACCUUUUUAUUGCCAAAUGAACAUUUUCAGGAUAACUGAACCCGCAUGGCGAGUUCUUAUAGACGGAGGUUAAAAAAACCAAAAUUGUUCAAACAUAUAUAAUAAACAUUAAAAUUGUAUUUUUCGUAAAAUCAAAUAAUGCUUUCCUCGCCCCAAUCAGGACAUAGUAACUGUUGCGUUGUAAAAUAAUUAUAUAUAAGCAAACCAGUGAAACGUAACUAGUACUAUAAGUCUACUUUAGAGUCUCGUCGAAACACGUUCUCUCUCACUCUUCUUCACUCGUGAAAGCAUCUAAUGAAAGGGAGAGAAUGGUUUUCGACGGACCGAGUACACGCGUUAGUUACCUUAAUGAGCUUAGGAAGUUCGUUUAGUUUCUUUAUUUACCUACUUACCUCACUAGCAUGACAGUUCAUGUAAAACUCGAUUUAUUAGUUGUAUUGUUGUUUAUUAUUCCAAUCGGCGGGUGUCGUCACUCCGACAUUACCCCGGUACAAGGGCUGGGAUUCAUGUCCGAGGGUCACAUCGCGUUGAUUGCUGUUUAUUGCUCGUUACUUUAAAAGUGAUUGAAUUUGAUGUCAAUUCUAUAUCGGUCACUCUACACUCUAUAGUGCAAAUAUCUAGAGUUGAAUAGCAGAGCUACAUGGUACCACCAUAGCUGUAAACGAAGCAUUAGUCUAUCGAGCGAGACUACAUUUUACACUAAAUAAAUAGCUAUUGGUAGCCUUUACGAAUAAGAUGUGAGCAUUUUUUCUAAAAUGGAAAUAAAAAUUUACCUAAAUACGUUAAGAACUCUUAUUUGAAAAGACUAUCGGUAGAAAUAUCAAGAUAUCUCAAUAUUUUGACGACACAAUAAUAUACGCUUACUUUAGUUUACACGAGAAUUAGUUACAAAAAACGAAUGUUACAAAAAAAAUCAAGUUCUUAUUCAAGUUGUGGUAUCAUGUAUCUCCAAUCUUGCACAGCAAAGAUUUUACAAGUUGCGACCAACCUCGCGGGUUUAUGCUUGUCAUAUGUCUUGGCUGUGCAACGCAAACAUUAGAAUCUCAUAGCGUGCACAAAUGAAGUUGGUCUGAUAGUUAGUCCGCAGGUCGUUUGACGUCAUCCACCGGUUACUGUAAGCUCUCGUUACGUUUCUAUUUACGUUAGACCGUGGAGCGGAAGCACCAUCCUUGUUCACUGGCCAUUAUAAAUCUUAUUGCAUAGUAAUAAGUUACAUAAACGGUUUUUUUUAAUGUGUCGCUAUUAGUAGUAAAGAAUUCGUUGAUGUAACGGCUUAAAAGUCUUGUGCGUUCAACUUUGAACGGAAGUCACUUGAAACAAUGCUUUGUUUCUAAUUAUUGUUGUUAUUGUGAAAUUAAAGAAAUAAGAAAAGAAAGAAGAAUAUGGAAAAUUAUCCAUAAAAUAUUCAACAAAAAACGAGUUCUUUAAUUACUGCUCAAAUUAUUUUGAUGUCAUUGUUUGACGUGGUAGUAGUGGCAGUGUCAGUGUUAACCUGCUCCACGGUGGUGGCAUGCCUGUGGUCCCGAUGGCGGCUGCACUGCACGCCGCGUGUAGCGUAUGGCGUGUGGCGUGCAGCGUGUGGCGUGUAGCGUGUAGCGUGUAGCGGAGCCGCCACGCCACGCCACGCCACACGCCACACGCACGAGCCAGGCUGGCACAGUCCGCGCGCGACCCAAAUGCAAUAACUUCCGUGUCCCGCCAGGAUUGUGGCAGCGCGUUACAAGUAUUGAGUUGAAUAAUUUAUGAUGCCACGCCUUCGCCAUUGUACAUUAGUGUACUAGUUGUACGCCGCUUAAUUCAUUAUUAUUAUAUACAUGGAUAAUAAAAAUAAUUGUUUUGAA